AUGCUCUUAAGCCUUUCGGUCACAGAGAAAGCACGAGUUGCCGGUAGCGGUCCGGCUAACCAUCCAACUGUUGUGUCCUGGAAAGAAGGAGAUUUGAUUCUUGGCGAAGAAGGCUCUUUUGCUGGCUACGCUGUGAGAAUACCGUUCACGGGAGAUUUAGCAUCACCUGCCAUUGUCUACGAGUGGAAUUAUAGAUUUCUGGGUGACAACCCUGUUACUCUUGACGGCCCAUCCAGGCAUGAACCUGCCGUGAGUCACCUCAACGAGUGCAUUUCCCUUUUUCUCCCAUUUGCAAGUCGUCUGAUCCAAUCAUUUAUGAAAUGA
Messenger RNA from Closterium sp. NIES-65, 324 nucleotides. Lineage: Eukaryota; Viridiplantae; Streptophyta; Zygnematophyceae; Desmidiales; Closteriaceae. The record is from the annotation of a GenBank genome assembly.